Messenger RNA from Drosophila ficusphila, 3483 nucleotides. It is a transcript of the gene eRF3, whose product is annotated as eukaryotic peptide chain release factor GTP-binding subunit ERF3A. The record is from RefSeq and is a predicted model, not a curated record. Gene Ontology annotation, cellular component: translation release factor complex. Gene Ontology annotation, molecular function: GTPase activity; translation release factor activity; GTP binding. Gene Ontology annotation, biological process: translation. Bases 518 to 2314 code for a protein of 598 amino acids. The transcript has 7 exons. NCBI's taxonomy places the organism in Eukaryota, Metazoa, Arthropoda, Insecta, Diptera, Drosophilidae.
UGCAUUUGUGACAACCCUAAUUCGAUGCGUGGCUUGUAACGUGUAAAAAUAAUAGAUUGCUAAUUCCGAGCACUGCACUUAGUGUUCAGGUAAUCAAAUUGCACCUGAAGGUCACCAGGUGGUCAGCACUGCCUUAGACAACCAAAAGCCGAGAAUCUAGAGCAAAAUCGAGUCGAAACCCAGUUGGCCAAGCUAGCACAUACUACUAAACACACCGAAUCACAACAUCAGUGAAGACUAAAUAUAUAGUCGAAAGUCUGGCUUAGACCCCCGCUCCCCCACAAUUCCCCCGGCCACUCACUAUCGAGAGGUGUGUGCGUGUGUGAUUUUUGUAGUGCCAUUGCCAUUCCCCCACUUGCAAGCCCAAAAAGAAGAAAAAGAAUAAACGACCGCGUGUGUUCUGUGUGAGUGCGGGUGAAAAAGAAGAAGCAGGCCGAUUUUGAAGGAGGGCGAAAGUGUGUCGCGUGAAAAAAGCGUGAGAUUUUCAUCGGGGGAAACAGAGGAUAAUACCGCAACAAUGGCCGCCCAGGAAAAUACCGAGAUCAGCACAAAGUUCUCGACGCUGAACGUGAAUGCAGUGGAAUUUGUGCCCAGUUUCAGUUACAACAGCGUGGCCGCAGCGGUCGUGGCUGCGGUGGAGGAUCAGGCGGAUGCUCAGGCGCCGACCCCGCCCCCAGCGGCAACAGAUCCGGGUCCCGCCUCCAGAUCAGCCACGCCCACAUCCUCAUCCAAUUCCGCAUCGCCAGUAGCACCGGGUUCGCCCGCCACCACGCCCACUGCGGGGGCGGCAGCACCAGCAGCGGCGGUUGCAGUGGCAGCAGCACCAGCUCCAUCAACGCCCGUCGAAGGUCUCAACCCCACGGACAAAAUCGCAAACAAUGAAACCGAUCCCGCUGACAGCUGGGAUGUGGACGAUGCAGUGAUCACGCCCGAGGACGAGGAGGUGGAGGAUGCUGAGUUCACGGAGGGCGAGGCCACGCCAAAGGUCUCCAAGAAGAAGGUGGUCAAAGUGGAAGAAAACAGAAGCAAGCGCGAGCACGUGAAUGUUGUGUUCAUUGGCCAUGUUGAUGCUGGCAAAUCAACAAUCGGUGGACAGAUCAUGUCGCUCACAGGAAUGGUGGACAAGCGGACGCUGGAGAAGUAUGAGCGGGAGGCGCGUGAGAAAUCGCGCGAGAGUUGGUACUUGUCCUGGGCGCUGGACACCAACCAGGAGGAGCGCGACAAGGGCAAGACCGUCGAGGUGGGACGUGCCUUCUUCGAGACAGACCGCAAGCACUUCACCAUCCUGGACGCGCCCGGCCACAAGAGCUUCGUGCCGAACAUGAUCGGUGGGGCGGCGCAGGCCGAUCUCGCCGUGCUGGUCAUCUCGGCGCGAAAGGGAGAGUUCGAGACGGGCUUCGACCGCGGUGGCCAAACCCGCGAGCACGCCAUGUUGGCAAAGACCGCGGGCGUGAAGCAUUUGGUCGUGCUGGUCAACAAAAUGGAUGAUCCGACGGUCAGUUGGGAUCAGACGCGCUACAACGAAUGCAAAGACAAGAUACUACCAUACCUCAAGAAGCUGGGCUUCAACCCGGCCAAGGACCUUACCUUUAUGCCUUGCUCGGGCCUCAGUGGCUACGGCCUGAAGGACCAAAUCCCAGAGACGCUCUGCCCCUGGUACCGAGGGCCCGCCUUCAUUCCGUUCAUCGACGAGCUGCCCUCGCUCAACCGCAAGUCUGACGGGCCCUUCAUCAUGCCCAUCGUGGACAAGUACAAGGACAUGGGCACCGUCGUGAUGGGCAAGGUUGAGUCCGGAACGGCGCGCAAAGGCCAGAACCUCUUGGUGAUGCCAAAUAGGACACAAGUGGCUGUGGAUCAGUUGUUCUCGGACGACUUUGAAGUCACAUCUGUUGGCCCCGGCGAGAACGUCAAGAUCAAGCUGAAAGGCAUCGAGGAGGAGGAUGUCUCGCCUGGUUUUGUGCUCUGCGAUGCCGCUAAUCCCAUCAAGACGGGAAAAAUCUUUGAUGCUCAGGUCGUAAUCUUAGAACACAAAUCAAUUAUCUGUGCGGGUUACUCGGCUGUCAUGCACAUACACUGCGCUGCCGAAGAGGUCACAGUUAAGGCCCUCAUCUGUUUGGUCGACAAAAAGACUGGCGACAAAUCAAAAACACGUCCACGGUUCGUUAAGCAGGAUCAGGUUGCCAUUAUGCGUAUUGAGUGCUCCGGAAUGAUUUGCCUUGAACAGUUUAAGCUAUUCCCACAAAUGGGCCGAUUCACGCUCAGGGAUGAAAACAAAACCAUAGCUAUUGGCAAGGUGCUGAAGGUGGUCGAAUAAAUUGAUCAAAUCUAAAUUCGAGCGCCCGCCUUUUACUGCGAUUUUUGAGAUAGCAUUGCACGCCCGAUGAGAGAUAACACCACAACAACAGCAACGCCACGCCACGCUUUCUUCACAUUUGACAAUUCCACAAAAUCAGUACACACCCACGCUCGAGCUCUCACUCACAUAUGGAUACUUUACUUUCUACCAACAAUAGCAAUUGAUUAUACAUUGAUUACACAUUGAUUAUAGAAGGGUUAAAUAGGAAUCGAAACGAAACAGAACGGCAAUGUAGAGUGCAUUAUAAGAACGGGCAGGCGAAAAGUUAAUUUACAACCCGGACGCAAGGACGAAGAGUUCAGAGAUAGAAACAGAAAUGCAUUAUAUACGAAAUAUAAACUAUAUUAUGUAUAACUAAGCGGCAAAAUCGGAAGCAGCGAACGCGAAACAAGAUGAACUAUUUAUAUAUGUAUACACAACAAACCACUCACACGUAUAUAUACAUAAUGUAUGCGAGGGAGAGGAAGCUGGAGAGGAGCCGCGAUGAUAACUGAUAGGGCAUUAAUGGAUUCUUGGAACGAUUUUGUUUGUUGAGGCCCUCUCAAGGAUAUUGAGCAUUAGUCGCCGUCGUCGUUUUAAUUUGGUUUACUACUUUUGUAUAAACUGUAAGCAUCAAAUAGCGUACACGUACAUGCCUAAAUCGCGCGCAAGUCGUGACAUUUUUAAUACUAAAACUAAAGCUGCAAGCUACCCAAUUUUUUGUAUUUGUACAAGCGAGGAAAUGUUCCCAGCAACCACUCCUUCCCCAUCCAGCCUCCUGUAUGCGCCUUUUAAAUUGCAAAUUUGUUAGAUACCCCACAAAAACAAUAUGAUAUUUCUGCUCUUCUUUAAUUUAAGUUUAAGCUAAAAGAACAUGAAGUAAAGUUUGUUUGAUUUGUAAGCUCAAAAUGAUAAUUCUUUGAAGCAUUGAAGAACACGGCGGAAAAACAAACAUUUAUCACUUACGUAACCAUCUAAUUGUUAACUUUAAUCUUAGCCCUCUGAUAAUCCCUCUUUAUUUUGCUGAUUCAAAGAAUAUUUGAUUUUUUUAUAAUUAGUUAAUUGAAGAAUUCGUGAGAAUCGAACACGAAACCCCCUUAUGAAAAAAUAAAAUGCCUUUUGCUACGAAGCAGAAACAAAAACACAAA